AUGAUUGGUUCUGUCGGCGUCGCGCUCCUCCCGCAGAUCGUCCAGCGCCUAGGCUACUCCCCCGUCAAAACAAACCUGUACACCGUCGCCCCAAACGUCACCGGCGCCGUCAUGCUCCUCCUGUUGGCCUUCUGCUCCGACGCCGCACGCCUCCGCUCCCCAUUCAUCGUCCUCGGGUUUUUGUUAACAUUCACUGGCUUCAUCAUCUACGCCUCCAUCAACGACGUCCAGGCGCAGAUCCGCUUUGCCUACUUUGCCACCUUCAUGAUGACCUGGGGCACGUCCGCGCCCUCCGUCCUGCUGAGCACCUGGGGUGCCGUUGGCGAAUCUCAUGGGUCUGGUGAGUAG
Molecule: messenger RNA, 348 nt
Organism: Aspergillus pseudoviridinutans
Lineage: Eukaryota; Fungi; Ascomycota; Eurotiomycetes; Eurotiales; Aspergillaceae
Exons: 2
Coding region: 1-348 (115 amino acids)
Cellular component (GO): membrane
Molecular function (GO): transmembrane transporter activity
Source: RefSeq, a predicted model, not a curated record